Molecule: messenger RNA, 5352 nt
Organism: Plasmodium malariae
Lineage: Eukaryota; Apicomplexa; Aconoidasida; Haemosporida; Plasmodiidae
Gene: DOC2
Product: double C2-like domain-containing protein, putative
Exons: 6
Coding region: 1-5352 (1783 amino acids)
Source: RefSeq, a predicted model, not a curated record
AUGAUUUUAGACAAGUUUAAAAACAUAGUUAACUUAAACAAUCCCAGUGCAGAAAAAGAUGAACCUAAAAAUGUAGAGUUGAAUGAAAAUCAAAAUCAUAAUGGUCCGCAAUCUGGGGAACAAUCCAUAGGUGAAACAGAUGAAAAAACCUUCUUUGAUGAAAUGCUAGGAGCACCACAAUAUACAUAUGAUGAAUUUUUACAAGUUUUAAAAAGUCCACAAGAAGAAAGAGGAGAUACAGAUGACUUACGAAAACAUUGGGGCUACCCUAGGAGAUGGAAAGUUAUCUUAUGGGAUUUGCAAAUUCAGAAUUAUAUGAACAACGAUUUUAAUGCUUUCGUUGAUUUUGAUUUUGGUGGUAACAGGGAAGAAUGUAGGAUUCAAAGAGGCUCAACCGUGAAAAUAUACGCAAAGGGAAAAACAAAGAACUGCCUGAGAACGCAUGUUGUUUCAAAUGUUGCAGCAGAGCAAAAGAAGGACAUGAACUUUCGUAACGUGUUUGAGUAUAGAGGGUCAUAUUUAGAUUUAGAGAAUGAAAAGUUAAGAAUAAAAGUAUGGGAGUACAAACAAUUUACUUUAAAUAAAUUAGAAGGAAUAUAUGAAGAGCCAUUAUUAUCAUUUGCUGUUGGUCAAAUAUAUAAUGAAACGACAUUAUAUAAGUUUAUAAAAGAUUCAAGAGUUAAACGCUGUCGUUUAUUUUUUCAAUUAUAUUUUCAAGAAUUAUAUGAUUUUGAACUAUCUUUUUUAAAUUGGUCUUUUAAUGAUUUAUUAUCAUAUAAAUAUAUACAAGCAAGAAGCUUAAAUUAUUUAUGUGCACUAGAUAAAGAACAGAAGAGAUAUUACGAUGGUUCACAAUGUACGAUUUUUCCAAAAUCGUGUAUCAGUAAGAAGAAGAUGAAUAACAAAAAUUUACGGAGAAAGGACAGUGAGAGGGACAAUAAAUCGAACAUUUCCUUAAGUGAGUCGCAUUCCCAUAACUCGGACACGUGCAAUAAGGACAGCAAUAAGAACAGCAGUAAUAAUAAUAAGGAUGGUGGAAGCAAUAACAUCGGCGGCGAUAAAGUCAAAAGUGAUAAGACCGCAAGAAACCUUGAAAAACUCUUUGUUCGAAAUUUGAGCUUGAUGCAAAAUAUAGAAGAAAAUAAAGACCUCUCUUAUAAAAAUUUGGAGAAUGUCAAACUUCCAAACCCCAGGGUAACUAUUACCCUAUGGCAUACCCCAAAGGGAAAUGAAGGACUAAAUCUGGUUUCACUGGAGCAAAAAAGCAUCAGAUUCCCAACAUGGGAGAACCUAGGUGAGAUAUACUUCAGGGGAACACUAAGGGAUCUCGACGUUUCCUACUUGCACGUAAGCGCUUUGCACCAAAUAAAAGUCGAGGACAUGACCGCGCCGAAGAGAUUGCGAAUAGUUGGAACAUGUCAGAUUCCGUUGAAAGGAAUUGUGGACUACCCGUACGUAAUGCACGAGUUAGAGGCACCUACGUGGCUUGUUGAGGAAGCAAAAUAUGAAGGAUGGGAAAAAAAACUAGAAGAAUGGAAACUAGGUAGCUUAGAAGGAAAAGUAGUUAUUCAAAGGGUACCGAGAUAUAGACAAGUAGGAGACUUGUAUCAUUUGGAUAAUAAACACUGUUAUUUAAUAGUUCAUAUAUACAAUAUAGAUCAAAUAGUUACUGUAGAUAAUAUUAAAGAGCUUGACAGUUAUGUGGAGGUUUCUUUUGAUGAAACAAGUAGAAGAACUAGAUUAGUGAAGAAGACAUUAACGCCCAAUUAUGAUAGUCAGAUUGCUAUACCAUUACGAUUUAAUACUAAAAAUGAUGUGAAUUAUCAAAAUUUUAGUAAAAAAGGAUUUAUAUAUAUUGAUGUAUGGGGUAAAACAGAAGAUAUUAUAUACAUUGGAGGUAUAUGUAUUACACCGUAUGAAAUAUUCUUUAAUGAAAAAAACGUGAAAAGAGGUAAAACAAAACUAGAACAUAUUGAUUUAGAAACAGAUGUAAAAACGAAUUAUGAUACUGUAGUUUAUAGAGGAUGUAAAAAAUUAUCUUUUUUACAUAAUGAUCAACGGAUGUCUAAUAUUCAUUUUAGCAUUUGGACGUACCCAGAUUUAUUAAAUAAUGAAAAUAUUAAAGUAGUUGCACCACUUGUUUUUAAUACUACUAAAAAUUUCCCUUCCAAAUUAGCAGAAAAAUAUGAAAAAUUAAAAAUUUUAUAUAUAGAAGUAUUAAGAACAAUCAAAGCUAUACCGGACAAUUGUACAGACGUAACAAAGGCAAAACGAUAUUACAAUUAUGAGUUAUUCAAUCAGAGAAAGGAAUACCAUUUCUUACCAUCAUUACUUACAAAUGUUAAAUCGCCAUAUUGUGAUGAGUCGACUAAUGCAAUAUUUCAUUAUGUGCGUUGUAUACCUUUUGUACAUAAAAAGGAUAAUAUUGCAUUUACUCCAGAUUUUACGUUACAAUUAAAAGGGGGCAAUGCAUUAGAUCAUAGUUUAUUAUUAUGUAGUUUAUUUUUAGGCAUACCUGUCAUAGCUUUUGUAUGUUUUGGUACAUUGUGGGAUAAUCAAAAACAUGCAUGGGUAGCAACAUUUGAAUAUAAUGAAGAAAAAAAUUAUGGACUAGUAAAAUUUUGGGAAACAACAACAGGUAAUGUGUACAUAUUGAAAAGAAGAUUUUAUAAUCUAAAUAAACUAAAAAGUAUAGAAAUAAAAUUAAGUGAAUCUAAAUAUAAAUCUCAUAUAAGAGAUGGAUUUCUUUAUAAAAAUGGAAUCAAUAUUAAUACAGAACGUAUAAAGGAAGACACUAAAAGACAUAUUAAAGAAUUAUUUAAAAAUAGAGUAACUGAUGUACCAAUUGGUGGUCCAUCCUUACCUUAUAAAACAAUAGAUCUAAUUUUUAAUAAUAAAAAUAUUUAUUUAAAUUUGCAAGAAUCUAGUCCUUUAAACAUUUGGUAUGAUUAUUGGAAAUUUGAUUUGUGGUUUCCUUUUUCAUCAGUUGAAUAUAAUAUUAAACCAUGCUUUACUUUAAAAAGUUUUAGUCAUAAAAUGGAAAAUAUGGAGUUAGACAGAAUUGCAAAAGAAUUACGGACAAAUAUUGAAAAAAAUAUUAAUAUAUAUAGAGCAUCUCGAAAUUUGUCUACUAGAUGGAAUAGAGAUGAAACUUUAGAAUUAUUUCUACAAAUCGGAUUAGAAUUAUUACAUCAAUUAAAUACUUCAAGAAAUGAAGAUGCACUUUUAGCAAAGGUUAAAAUUGAGGAUUGGAAAAAAGCUUUAUAUCAUAAAGUUCCACAAAGUCACAGAUUACUUGGAUUUCCUUAUCACUUUAAUACAUAUAAAUCGAAAUUUAUUUCUGAUAAACUUAUAAGUACACUGGCUAUCCUAGAAUCUAGGGAUAGGUCUCUAUGCCUUUCCCUUGCUGUUUGUCUCUACAGCCUUCCGGGGGACUUCAUAUCUGCGUACAUUUACAUAAUCACCUGCGUCAAAAUUACGCAGCGGGAGUUGAAGAAAAUGGAAAUCGCCCGCGAGAAGGCGCAAAGAAAAGCCGAAAUUAAGAAUUCAAAGAAGAAAAAGGACAAAGAAACAUACGAAAAUGGAAACUUCCCAACUUUACAAGAUAUACAAAACAAGGAUGUUCUAACCCCUAAUGAACUUCAGGAUACACUGAAUGAUGGCGCUUAUGAUAUAGAUAAUAUAAAUGAUCCUACGAGCAAAAUGGGAGGAAAUAACUCGGAAAAAAGCAAAGAAAAGAACAAUGAAAGGAACAGGGGUAAAGAUAAUGAUGCACAUAAAAGAUAUUCCGACGAAAACGAUAUACACAAACCUGACGUACAAAAUAUGCAGGAUGAAAAGUCGAAAAAGAAAAAAUUAAGAAAAUCUGUAGAUGCAGUCAAUUUACUUUUAGCAAUAAAAAAUAAAAACAAAGAAAACGAUGAAAAAGGUAUUCACUUUGAUCACAGCAGACGGGACAGCGUUUCCAACAGAUCCGGUAGUUUAAACAGAAAUGUUUGUACAAAAAAUAUAGAUGGAGUGAAUGAAGAUAUAAACAAGAAGAACGAGGAGUUAGAAAGACUACAAGCAGGUGGUGAUACUGACAAGAACUUUGAACCUAGUUUGACCACAGGAUGGAUGUUAAAAAACUCAAAAAAGAAAAAUGGUGGAGAUGUUUCCAGUGAUGUUAAAGGUAAAGAUGACGAAGCGGGUAAAAAUGAUGCUACGGUUGACACGAAAAAGAAGAAAGGGAGUAAAGAACACAAAAAGGAAAGAAAAAAGGAUGGGAAAAAAAAAGGAAAAAAAGAAGGAAAAAAAGAAGGAAAACUUGAAUUCAACAAGUUAAUCAAUUCAAAUAACUAUUUCGAACGAGAAAAAAAAAAACUAAAAGAAGAUAUAGACAAACUAGAAAAAGAAAAAGAAGAAUUUAGAAGGCAAAAAAUUAUGAGAGAGGAAAAAGAAAAACAGAUGUUGUUGGAAGAAAAACAAAAAUUAGAAAAAGAAAAAGAACUUUUUGAGAACGAAAAGUUAGAAAGGAAAAUGUCAUAUAUGCUAAAAAUGAGCCAGUGGGAAAAGAAAGAGAAAGAUAUGAAGAAGAAUGAGGAGAGCUUGAAAAAAGUUGUUCAAGAAGCGCAGCUGUUGGAAAAAAAAAAGAAGGGAAGAGAGAAGAACAAGGGGAGGAAAAAAUAUGGGAAAAGGGAAAAAGCAAAAGAAAGAGAAGAGGAAAUGGAAAAGGAGUGGGAAGCGGAAAUAGGAGCGGAAAGGGAAGCAAAAAUAGAAGCACAAAAAGAAGCAGAUAUAGAAGCACAAAAAGAAGCAGAAAUAGAAGCACAAAAAGAAGCAGAAAUAGAAGCAGAAUUAGAAGCAGAAAUAGAAGCAGAAAAAGAAGCAGAAAGAGAAGCAGAAAGAGCGACGAAAGGAUCAUCACCUAUGGCUGAAGAGGAAAGUGAAAGGGAAAAUUACACAAACACAAAUGAAUUUAGAAGUUUAUGCAGUUUUGAUGAGAAACUCGAUCUGAAUCAAAUAUAUACAAGAACAUCAAAUUAUGAUGAAGAAAACGAGCCAAAAAAAAAGACAAUUAAAAUCCACACAUACAGAAUGGAAAAUAAUGGAUCCACAUCCACCUAUUCUAAAGAAAUGUGUACAGACAAAAAUGAAGACAAUGAUGAAACGAACAUCGCUAGGUAUUUGUACAGUAAAACAUAUAAGAGAGAAACUGGAAAAAAAAAUUAUAAUUAUGACGAGCCCCAUUAUGGUAAGGAUAUGAACAACAUAUCAUAUAAGGAAAUAAAAAAAAGUGACUUGUUUAAAGGUUUUGUUGAACCAUCUGCCAAAACCAAGAAAAAAAUUUUAAUAGUGAAGAAGGAGCAAUGA